Molecule: messenger RNA, 1755 nt
Organism: Paramuricea clavata
Lineage: Eukaryota; Metazoa; Cnidaria; Anthozoa; Malacalcyonacea; Plexauridae
Source: the annotation of a GenBank genome assembly
AUGAAAGGAUGGCCCGAGACAGAAGAUGAGGAUACUGUGGUUCUUGAGUUUUUCCAUCCACCUUAUACCCUACCAAAAUUAGCCUUAUCAGUUGCUACAGGCCUUAAUUUUUCUGUGUAUGUAUAUAACUGGUUCUUACCAGACAGCCAUCCAAUCUAUAAUAACCACAAGAGAUCACUGAAACAUACCACCAUUUCUGCCCUUAUGUCCACUUUGGAAGGAGCUGAAAUUUGUGAAGGUCUCACUAAAGAUGAACACACCAAUGCCAUGUGUGAAGAUCCCAGCCGAUUGGGUUCCAGUUGUCUUGUGAGACAUACAAUUCCCAUUGAGAGAAAGCAUUAUGAAGAGGAUGGUCCACCAUUUCAGGCUCAUGUUUUCAUCCGGUCUGAAAACUGUGAGUUGCUUUGCAAUGACAUUUUGUGUGCAAGUUGCAUGAAGCAGGAAAGAUCCCUUGGUAAAAUGAAGGAGAGUAAUGCCAAGCGAACAGUUGAGCCACUCAAGAGUAACACACCUCUGUCUGGUUCAAGCAAGGAAAGAUUGGUUGCCACUGUUCAAAAGCAAAGGAUUGUUUGCAAGGAGCUUGAAGGUCGGAUUGCUGAACUGGAAAAAGAAAUUGAAAGGAACAGCAUUCCUAUUGAUGAGACCAUGGAGAAAGAUAUCUUGGCAAUUCUCGCUGAUGGUGGUGACAAAGUAACCCCACACAUGAAAGUUUUCUGGGAGCAACAAAGAAAACUACUAUCAAUGCCAAAAUUUGGACGAAGGUACCACCCUCACAUUAUCCGUUUUUGCCUGUCUGUUCGUGCCAAGUCCCCAGCGGCUUAUGGAGAACUGCAAGAUUCUGGUAUUUUAGUACUUCCAAGUGAAAGAACAUUGAGGGACUACCGGAAUCUUUUCAAACCAAGGGCAGGUUUCCAUCCAGAAAAUAUUGAAAGAUUGAGGAAUCAAACAAGCCAAUAUUUUGACAUCCAGAGGUAUGUUAUUAUUUCAUUUGAUGAUAUGAAAAUCCAGUCAAAGUUGGUAUUUGACAAACACUCCAUUGAACUGAUUGGCUUUGUUGAUCUUGGAGAAGAAGAGUUGAAUGUCAGCAGUGGAUCAUCUGACGUUGCAACACAUGCCCAGGUAUUUUUUGUUCUUCCAUCUGAAGAAGAUAUAUAUACCCUUGGUUACUUUCUGACCAAAGAUGUUACAUCAUAUCAGAUAAUGCCCUUGUUUUGGAAAGCAGUAUCAGUCUCUGAUGGAGCCUCGCCUAAUCGCCUUUUUUACGAACUGCAUGCUGAUUUUGUGGACGUGGUAAAUUACACACCCAACCUCUUUGCUCCAGGCAGGAACAUUUCCUUUUUCUCAGAUACUCCACAUUUGCUCAAGACAACGAGAAACUGUCUUUUUAACUCUGGCAGUGGCAAGCACACAUGGGAAAUGUGGAACAAUGAGCAGUACAUGCUUUUGGAUCACAUCGCCAAGCUGUAUUAUUCUGAUCUUGACUCCGGUUUACAUCAGCUUCCCAAGUUGACUGUUGAUCACAUCAUCCUGAAGUCAUAUUCAAAGAUGAAAGUCAGCUUGGCUGUUCAAGUGUUGAGCAAUGCAGUUGCACAAGCUCUCGAGCACCAUUAUUCAUCAGGAGAGGCAGGUGAAACUGCUAGGCUAUGCAAGAUGAUGAAUGAUUUCUUCGACUGCAUGAAUGUCAGAUCCACAACUGAGCAUCAGAAGAAGCGCAAUGCCUUGCUAGCCCCAUACCAACGUGGAGAUGAUGAGUAA